AUGCUGCAUCAAGACUACUUUCAAAAACCUAAACCAUUUCUACUCGGAUCCUAUGUGAACUACAUCACUUUUCCAAUUGAGAAAAGUAACUUAACUUGGAAUUUCUGGAUUCAAACUAUCCACAAUAUCGAUUGGGGUUUCGCAGUGGAUACUACGGAAUCUGACAAAACGAAUAAUGUGAAAUUCAGCAUUUAUCAAAAAAAGACGCCGGAAAACUUUCGUUCAAUUGAACUGGAUGUUGGAAUCGUUGUGGACAAUCUGGAAAACUCAGAAUAUUCUAUUAAAGUUUCUGGAAACUACGAAUUCACAGAAGAAAACAAUAACAUGGUCAUCGAAAUUCCAGGAUUCGAUAAGAUUAUUGACUGGAAACAAGGAUUUUAUGACGAUAAAGCGGAGGAAAAAAAGUUUAAAAUUCGUUACAAUAUGGUUGUGAAGUCAGUUAGACUGUACGAUUCUGUGGAACUUUUUGAUUUUUAUAAUUUCGAUCCGACAAUUUUCGAUACGUCAGUCAAAGCUUUCGGACAUACCAUGUUUGUGUCAAAAAAGAUGAUUUCCCUUCAAUCUGCAGUUCUCUCCGGGAUGAUCGAAGCUCAAAACAUCGAGUGGACAGAUCUUCCAUCCACCUGUUGGUUCGACAUCUUUCAUGACUUUCUCCAAAUUAUUCAUGGUGUAGAUCUCUUUUUAUACAAGUCCAACAUCGGCGAGUUUCUGAAACUGGCUGAUCACCUGAAAGCACCACGCAUCACCGAGUACUGUAAGAAGCAAAUGAUCAACGGAAGUGGAGGAAUUUCGUUGAAGGAGACUAUUGACUUGGCUGAAAAAUGGUCCUUGUGGGAUGUAAUUCCUCGGAAGCUGGCUCAAGCUCGUUGCUUGGCGGACUUGAAAGCACAAAAUUGGGAGUUGGACAACCUGGAUGACAGUAUUAUUAAACAGAUUACUCGUAGAAUUUUUGAAUUGGACCAUUGA
Caenorhabditis remanei is the source of this 966-nucleotide messenger RNA. RefSeq lists its product as uncharacterized. Gene Ontology annotation, molecular function: protein binding. The record is from RefSeq and is a predicted model, not a curated record. Lineage: Eukaryota; Metazoa; Nematoda; Chromadorea; Rhabditida; Rhabditidae. The transcript has 6 exons. Bases 1 to 966 code for a protein of 321 amino acids.